Messenger RNA from Triticum aestivum (bread wheat), 1317 nucleotides. RefSeq names its product transcription factor LAF1. NCBI's taxonomy places the organism in Eukaryota, Viridiplantae, Streptophyta, Magnoliopsida, Poales, Poaceae. The coding region runs from base 165 to 995 and encodes 276 amino acids. The transcript is spliced from 3 exons. The record is from RefSeq and is a predicted model, not a curated record.
CACGCCAAGCGCAGAAGAGACCGACAGAACAGUGCACGCAGCACAGCAAUCGCAGCCCCUCCCACGCCUCUCAAAGCUGAUUUAUUAAGCCUUAACCUCCUCCUUGGAGCACACAGCUUCGCUGGUCCUGCACCUCCGCGGCGGCCGGCAUUUCGCAAGAAUCGAUGGGGUGCAAGUCGUGCCAGAAGCCCAAGGCGCAGCACCGCAAGGGGCUGUGGUCGCCGGAGGAGGACCAGAAGCUCCGCGACUACAUCGUCCGCUACGGCCACAGCUGCUGGAGCACCGUCCCCGUCAAGGCCGGGCUUCAGAGGAACGGGAAGAGCUGCAGGCUGCGAUGGAUCAACUACCUGAGGCCGGGGCUGAAGCACGGCAUGUUCUCCCGGGAGGAAGAGGAGACCGUCAUGAGCCUCCAUGCCACACUCGGCAACAAGUGGUCUCAGAUAGCGCAGCACCUGCCGGGCCGGACGGACAACGAGGUGAAGAACUACUGGAACUCGUACCUGAAGAAGCGCGUCGAGGGCGCGCGGGCACCAGCCAAGUCCGCCGGCUCCGACGCGCCCCGGAGCCCGAUGCCCAGCGACAGCGGCCGCGAACGCAGCACCGUUAACCAGCCGUCCAACUCCGGCUCGUCGGGCCCGCCUGAGUCCUCGUCGACGGCCGACGACUCGAGCAGCCUCACCGGGCCCGACGCGGCGGCCGCCUUGAUCCGGCCGCACGCGCCGGUGCUCCCCAAGGUCAUGUUCGCGGACUGGCUCGACAUGGACAUGGACUACGGCACCGGCCUGAUGGCUCCGAGAACCCUGGACGCCGCCUUCGACUGCAGCCCGGCGCAGCAGGGCGCGAGCAGCACGGUGGACGGUCGUUGCGGCGCCGUGGACUCGUUGCACGGGCUCGGCGACGGCGGCAUCUGCUGGGAGUUCGAGGCGGACAUGCAGGGCGGAGGAGCAGGGUUCUGCGACCUGCUCUCCAUGAGCGAGUUCCUCGGGAUCAACUAGGCGGGAACCCCGCCGCCGUGGGUGAGACAGCAGGCUAAGCCGGCCGUCGUGAUCGAGCGAGCGGCGAAGUGUUGUGCGGCUCGUCGCGAGGUGUUUGAUUCGUUGUUCCCUGCUGUAAAUCAUCGUGCCGUGUUUGUGCAGUUUUAAACUUUUUUUUUUUGUUCUUUUUGCGGAUAAUUGUGCGGUUUUAAGCUUAGCGUGUAUAGCGUAUAAAGCGUUGAUUUUCUUCGUAAGUUUUAAGCUUAGCCCCGCUCUGGUCCCGGAGAACGUGUAUACUACAGAAAUAAUAACGAGGGCAGAGCGCAAGGAUUUCAUGGUUUCA